CGUCAUCUCCAGCACUGAAAACACAACAUCCAUCUUACUUAGCUGAAGUCAGUGGGAACCCUGAAGAAAGAUGAAUGUCCAUCUAAGCUUGAAAUGGGACAAGGAAACAGAUACAAGGAUUGGAAGAAGAGUCAACAAAGGGAGCCUCACGAAGGUUCACAAGAGGGUGUGGAGCAAGACUGUGACCUCUCAUACUGAAAAUGAACUGCGUGGCAAGGUUGUCUGGGUGACAGGAGCUUCGAGUGGAAUUGGAGAAGAGUUGGCUUACCAGCUGUCGAAGAUCGGAGCUUUGCUUGCCAUCUCAGCAAGAAGAGAAGAUGAACUGGAAAGAGUGAAAAAGAAAUGCCUCCAGAUCAGCAACUUGGCUGAAAAAGACAUCCUUGUUCUGCGUCUGGACUUGACUGAUAGAAGCUCCCAUGAAGCUGCAACCAACAGCGUUAUUAAGCAUUUUGGCAAGAUCGAUGUUUUGGUCAACAAUGGUGGACGUUCCCAACGCUCCCUGUUCAUGGACACAAACCUGGAUGUCUACAGCGCGAUAAUGGAACUUAACUACCUCGGCACGAUCUCUCUGACAAAGCACGUCCUGAAACACAUGAUUGAAAGGAAAAAGGGAAAGAUUGUGACUGUGAGCAGCGUGAUGGGUAUCAUGGGAGCCCCUCUUGCCUCUGGGUACUGUGCCAGCAAGCAUGCUCUGCAGGGCUUUUUUAAUUCUCUUCGGACUGAGCUGACUGACUACCCUGAGAUAAGUAUUAUCAGCAUAUGCCCAGGACCUGUACAGUCUAAGAUUAUACAAAAUGUCUUUACGGAGAAUCUUUCCAAGUCACUAGAGAACAGCGGCGACCAGUCCCACAAGAUGCCGACCGACCGCUGCGUCCGGCUCACGCUGGUGAGCACAGCCAACGACCUGAAGGAAGCCUGGAUCAGCGACCACCCCUACCUGGCCGUCUGCUACCUCUGGCAGUACGCGCCCACUUGGGCUUGGUGGCUGAUGAACAGAAUGGGCAAGAGGAGAAUACAAAACUUUAAGAGCGGCGUGGACGCCGAUGCCUCUUACUCGAGAAAGAAGAAGUAAGGAGAAACGGGCAAAAUCCUGCUCUUCUUGUGCUAAUGCAGACAGAGAAACUUUUUUUCAUAUUGCCUGACCGCAAGCCAAAACUUUUUUUAAUCUGUUGUACUUUUGUUGUCAUAUAACUUGACAAAUCUAUCAAGCUGUAUACGCACUUGGUGAAAUAAAAGUUUCUAAACAUA
Messenger RNA from Oxyura jamaicensis (ruddy duck), 1248 nucleotides. RefSeq names its product dehydrogenase/reductase 7 (gene DHRS7). Lineage: Eukaryota; Metazoa; Chordata; Aves; Anseriformes; Anatidae. The transcript has 8 exons. Gene Ontology annotation, molecular function: oxidoreductase activity. The record is from RefSeq and is a predicted model, not a curated record. Bases 71 to 1072 code for a protein of 333 amino acids.